AUGGAGCCUGGUGUUGAUCUACAACUGGAGAUUUUGCAAAAUGGAUUGCACCCAUCGGAGAUGGAACAAUGGGUGGACCAAAUGAUGGUUAUGCGAAUGUUAACAUCCCACCAGAUAUGUUGUUGCCCUCUACAUGACCACAUAACCACAAUUGUAAAUAGUACAUUUCUCAUGUUCAAAAAUGGUGGAUGCGAUCAUAAGUAUCUAGAAUGUCGCGCAAUAUUGGCCCUAACUCUUGAUGUGGUUAACUCCAUCAACGAGUAUCUGAGUCAUUUGCAUGUAGCUGAGAGCAAGACAUACUUCAGUUGCAACACAGUUUGUAAGUCUAACUCAAGUGACAGUAUCCUUGCAGAUUUGCAUACUCCAGGGUUUCUAAAUUGGUUGCGAGCAUCUGGUAUCCCCAACCAUGCUCUAGCACUUAAGGUGCGUUCCCCUGUAAUGUUAUUGCGGAAUAUCGAUCACUCAAUGGGGUUAUGCAAUGGUACUAGGCUGGUCAUUACCAAAUUAUCGAAGCAUGUUAUAGAAGCAAAGAUAGUUUCUAGUAACAACCGCGGGACUAGGGUGUUGAUACCAAGGAUGUCAAUGACUCCGACUGAUAUAAGAUUGCCUUUCAAAUUCCAAAGAAGGCAAUUCCCGCUUAUGCUGUCAUAUGCAAUGACCAUUAAUAAAAGCCAAGGACAGACGCUAUCUCACGUAGGACUGCUGCUGAAGAAACAUUUUUUUGUACAUGGUCAAUUGUAUGUUGCUACUUCAAGAGUUAGCAACCCGAACGGUUUAAAGAUCUUGAUUGGCAAUGAAGGUGAUAUGAGUUGUACUUCAACUACAAAUGUUGUUUAUCAUGAAGUGUUCAACAAUUUGUAA
Ipomoea nil (Japanese morning glory) is the source of this 861-nucleotide messenger RNA. RefSeq names its product ATP-dependent DNA helicase PIF1-like. The transcript has a single exon. NCBI's taxonomy places the organism in Eukaryota, Viridiplantae, Streptophyta, Magnoliopsida, Solanales, Convolvulaceae. The record is from RefSeq and is a predicted model, not a curated record. Bases 1 to 861 code for a protein of 286 amino acids.